Coffea eugenioides is the source of this 2951-nucleotide messenger RNA. Its product is annotated as protein FAR1-RELATED SEQUENCE 5-like. The coding region runs from base 1836 to 2597 and encodes 253 amino acids. Lineage: Eukaryota; Viridiplantae; Streptophyta; Magnoliopsida; Gentianales; Rubiaceae. The record is from RefSeq and is a predicted model, not a curated record. The transcript is spliced from 4 exons.
CUUUCACUCUUCACAACAGAAAGCCACAUCCCGGUACCUCUUGUUCUCCCGCUCUCUCACUUGCUAGUAUCUAACGAUCCAUCAUUGCUCUACGGUCUAGUGCAGUCGAACAAGAGUUUUCUCCAACUCUCUGCUAAAAGGACCGUCAAUGUAAUUUUAAACCGAGGUAUAUUAAUACUCAAACAGCUUGACUUUUUCUACUUUAUCAAAUUAACUUCCUCAAAGUUUAGGUCAUUCAUAAUGUAAGCAGGAUGAUAAUCUAGCAAUAUUACUUUUGAAUUUGCUGAACAUCAAUAAUAUAUAAAUAGUUGUUAGGCUUGUUUUGACCUAGUUUUUUAAUGCUCCUCCAGCUGCAGUUGGCCCCUUCAAGUUUGUCUUAAAUUCAGUACUUGAUCUAAUGCUUUUGUCCUUAUGCAUCAUCCACACAUGACAUAGUCAAUGUCUUAUUGAUGGUGCAUCACAUGUUGGCCUAUAAGUGCUGAAAACAACUGUUGUAGUAAUCUGAACUUUCAAUUUACACCACUAAAUAACUGAAUGCUAGUACAUUUGGUGGCUUUUUUCCGGGAACAUGGUUCUGUUUAAACAUGCGUAUGAUUUCUUUUUCUUUGAGUUUAUUAUCUCUGGAAAGUCUUUUUGUAUGGCUGAAUUGUGAAUAAAGAAAUUUGUUUCAUGUGCCUAUGAGUAGCAAAGAUGAAUUACCAACUUGAAUGUUGAUCUCUGUCGUUGCCAAUGGCAUUUGAUAUUUCAUUUGGGGGACCAUGGUAAAUGUAAUGAUAAUAUAUUUUAUUCUUUUGGUUCAUUAUUUGACACAAAGGGUCUUGCAAGAUCAGAUUUAAUACUUACUGCUUAGUGGUUUAAUACUUGUUACUGCUUUUACUAUUUGAUGAUAGCAAUUCUUACUAAGGGUCUUAAAACAAUGCAGUUAUCAUAUUAAGUUUGGAAUGUAUAGCUUAGAAAUUGACUGUUGCCUGUAUUAAGCUAGUUGAAUCUGUUUUAAUACAACAACUGUCCCAGCUCACUCAAACCGGACUUGAACCCACCUUGGAUACAACAAAAUAAUAGUGACGUAAUUUUCCAUCAAGAGUUGUUGAGUGAAAUCUGGGAUUAAGAGUUAUAAAAAGGUGAAGAGUUAAUUAAUGAAGAAAAUUUAAAAACUUAGAUUCUGAUUAUUUCAUAAUUAUUGUCUUGGCCAGAUUACAUACAAGUUUAGAUGUUUUCUUUGGACUUUAAAAAAAGCUUGAAAAAGUUGUAAGGUUUGAACUUUGAACUAGUUUGGAGCCACCACCGAACGGAAAAAAAGGCACUCUUCCAAAGAUAAGAAACUCCUACAAUAUAGAGAAAAAGGUUAAUUAUGUCGUAUUCAACCUAUCAUAUAUUUGAUUGGGUGAAUGCUAACAUUUGGUAUUUCACGAAUUGUGUGAAAGUUGUAUCCUGCUUACAUAUUUCACGUAUUGUGGUUCUUGCAUAUAAGAAUGAGUAUAUAGAGUGUUAGUAAAUAAGUAUAUAGCUUUUAUUAGGAUCUUUUGUUUUGGCAAAUACUAAGCUAUGGAAGCAUGGUUCAUAUUCCACCAUAAACGGUUCAUGUGUUACAAAGAGAUAAAGUUAUAAUGCAACAGAUUCCAUCUAAUUCAACACAUGUUGGAUGCUUAUUCACUACAUUUGACUUCUUACUUUCUCUUGGCCACUAAUUUAUGGACACCUAAAAAUCUGAUGACAUCCCAUAAUAUUACCGAAAGCUGAACCCUCACUUGUCUUUUCUCUCUCUUCUCUCCCCUGUUGUUGGGUGUUCAUCUUGCAAAGGGUGGAUUUUCUCUGGACAACAACUUCAGAUAUUGAUGGAGUUUGAGGUGGAUGUUGAUGUCAACGGUGAGGUGGUUGGGAGUUCUGUGGAUAUUGACGGCAGGACCGAUGAUGAAAAUGCUACUGCAGGAAGCCCUGUUGAUGGGGUGCUUCAACAUUGCCCGGAUGUAAAGGUGGAUCAACAUGUUUCCAGAAGGGAAAUAGUUGAACUAGAAGAGACGCAAGCUGUCAAUAGUUUGGUUUCCAAUGAUGAACCUUAUGUAGGCCAGGAAUUUGAGUCUGAAGCAGCAGCACAUGCAUUUUACAAUUCAUAUGCUACAAGAGUGGGUUUUAUAAUACGUGUGAGCAAGCUUUCUCGAUCAAGGCGUGAUGGAUCUGCUAUUGGCCGGGCACUUGUCUGCAAUAAAGAGGGCUUUCGAAUGCCUGACAAGCGUGAAAAGAUUGUAAGGCAAAGGGCAGAAACAAGGGUCGGUUGCCGAGCCAUGAUUUUAGUUAGAAAAAUAAGCUCUGGAAGAUGGGUUGUUACAAAAUUUGUUAAGGAACAUACUCAUCCGUUAAAUCCUGGAAAAGGCCGGAAGGAUUUAAUCUACGACCAAUAUCCGAAUGAGCAUGAUAAAAUUCGGGAACUUUCACAACAACUGGCUGUUGAGAAAAAGCGAGCUGCGACCUAUAAAAGACACUUGGAAAUGAUUUUUGAGCACAUUGAGGAGCACAAUCUAUCUCUUUCUAAGAAGAUCCAGGAUGUUGUAAAUAAUGUGAGGGAAAUAGAGUCUAAAGAGCAUCAGAGUCAUAGAUAGUUUUGAGUAUGUAAACUACUUUACAUUGGAUGGUGUAAAAAUAAGCAAAAAUUACAGGCCUUGUCUUUAGAUGCAGUUAGGUGAAAAGGCAUUACAACGAUUGUAGUUCUGUUACUAAAUUAUUUGAUGUCUUCAGCCCUCAGAUUUGGAUGUCCCUUGAAUGCUGAAACUGGACACUCCUGGUUAUUUGUACAAUCAUGCACAUUGUAGGAAAAUAUUAGAUAGACAACACGUUCCUUGUGUCAUUUUUGGAGCUUGGGAAAUCACAGCAAAUUUUCCAUCAGACGUGUAUGAACUUGUAAUGAGAUUAACCCAUAUAUAUUAGAAGCAGUCGUCUGUUUGUAGUUUGUAUAU